This is a messenger RNA of Eublepharis macularius, 5255 nucleotides long. It is a transcript of the gene RPGRIP1L, whose product is annotated as RPGRIP1 like. Gene Ontology annotation, biological process: non-motile cilium assembly; retinal rod cell development. The transcript has 26 exons. The coding region runs from base 83 to 3859 and encodes 1258 amino acids. The record is from RefSeq and is a predicted model, not a curated record. Gene Ontology annotation, cellular component: photoreceptor connecting cilium. Gene Ontology annotation, molecular function: thromboxane A2 receptor binding. NCBI's taxonomy places the organism in Eukaryota, Metazoa, Chordata, Lepidosauria, Squamata, Eublepharidae.
UUUUCUUCAGGGAAGGAGAGCUCUAUAGUCUGGAGGUCAGUUGUCAUUCCAGGAGAACGCCAGCCACCCUCGGAGCCCCACCAUGUCUGCCGCAGCCGAUGAAACCUCAGAGGACCUGCCCGUGAGGGACACAGGUCUUAACCGUGCUGCAAAUGGAGUCCUCCAAGAGGCUUCAGUAGUCCAGCAUGCAAAGACUCGGCAGGUUGUGUCUCGAAUAAGCCGAGAAGAGCUGGAAGACCGGUACCUUCACUUGCAUGAUGAGAAUCUCUUGCUGAAGCAGCAUGCACGCAAACAAGAGGACAAAAUUAAAAGAAUGGCCACCAAGCUAAUCCGGCUAGUUAACGACAAGAAACGAGCUGAGCAGAUUGGUGGCGGCCCCAAGCGGCUGGGCCAGGACGUGGAGACGGCGGAAAUGAUCGAACAGCUCCACGAGAAAGUGCGGGAGCUGGAGAAGCAAAACGAGGGCCUCCGCAACAGGCUCAUUUCCACCAAGCAGCAGCUGCAGCUACAAGGGCACCGGCAGGCGCCCUACAGCUACGUUCAGGCCCGCAUCAACACCGGCCUCAGGAAGGCAAACGAGGGCGCCAGCAUCCCAGAGCGUGCUAAGAAAGGCCUGAGAUUGCAGGAGGUAGAUAUCAGAUCUCUGAAAUCCCCCCAAGCCUUGCCCCCCAGAUAUGGACAAAGCCUACUUGAUGAAGCGAGAGCAGAAAUAAGAGAUCUAGAGAACUUGGUUGAAUCGCAAAGGGCUCACAAUGAGGAGUUGGAGCGUACAGUAGAAGCACUCAGAAAUGAAAUACGGAAGAAAGAAGAAGAGUUUGAAGAAUCUCUCCUGCAGCUGAAGGAGCAACAGGCAACAGGUCAACGGUUAAGCAUUCGGGACAAUGUUGAAAUGAUCAAACUCAACAAACAGUUGAUGGAGAAAAGCAACGAGUUGGCUGCAGUGGAAGAAAAAUUGCUUCAGCUUCAGGAGAAUCAAAAGAAUCUUAAAGAAAGCCACGAUGUUUUAAUGGCAAAUGGAGACGAACUCAAUUUGCAGCUUAAAGAAGAACGUUCGAGAUGUCUCCUCCUCCAAAAAGAAUUGCAGGCCAUGACUUUUUCAAAGCGGCGAUCAGAAGAGCUGCAAGACAGAAUUAACGAUUUGGAAAAAGAGAGGGACCUUUUAAAGGAAAACUAUGAUAAGUUAUAUGAAAGUGCCUUUGGCGUGACCCACGACCAGCAUUGGAAGUCAAAGGAAUAUCAGCUGAAACUGCAGAUCGCUCAGCUCGAAGCGGCUUUAAAGUCGGAUUUAGCAGACAAAAACGAACUCCUAGACCGAAUCAAAGCAGAAAGAGACGAAAAUGAAAAGCUGGCCCAGGAGAACAAAGAGCUGCAGUUACGCUAUCUGGAGCAAAAGCAACAGCUGGAUGAACUGAAAAACCGCAUGAAGUUUUUCAACAAGGAGAGCAACGUCGAUGUGGCAGAACUCAGCGAGGCUCUCAUGCUUCUCAAGGUUCGUCGGCAGCAGGCGAGGGGCGACCUCACGUUUUUAGAGAAGGUAGAUGAUGACAUUCACAAAGACUUGGAACGGUCCAUGCGGGAGCUCCAAACGACCCACGCAGAAACCAUUCAAGAGCUUGAAAAGACACGCAACAUGUUAAUUGUACAGCAUAAAAUUAACAAAGACUAUCAGGCAGAAGUGGAAACCGUAACACGGAAGAUGGAGGCAUUACAGCAAGACUACGAGUCAAAACUGGAACAGUACGUCCAUCUACUUGAUGUUAGGGCCAUGCGUAUCCGUAAAUUAGAAGCUCAGCUGAAGGAUAUUGCUUAUGGGACCAAGCAGUAUAAAUUCAGGCCCGAAAUCAUGCCAGAUGAUCCAGUUGAUGAAUUUGAUGAAACCGCCCACUUGGAGCGGGGAGAGAACUUGUUUGAAAUUCACGUUGGCAAAGUGAUAUUUUCUGCAGAAGCCGUAAAGGCUUUUGGCGACCAGGAACCCGCAACUUUCUGUACCUACGCAUUCUACGAUUUUGAACUGCAGACGACUCCGGUCGUCCGGGGCCUUAACCCAGCCUACAAUUUCACUUCUCAGUAUUUUGUGCGAGUGGAUGACUUCUUUUUGCAGUACGUGCACAAAAACACCACCACGCUUGAGGUCCACCACGCCUACGGUUUGGACUUUGAAACAGCAGCUGCAUGCCAGCUAAGAUUCCACGAAAUAUUGGAGAAGAAUGGCAGAAUCUACGCUUCGGCCAUUUUAGUUGGAGUUGGAGGAGAUAUCCAAAACUACGGCUCUGUGGAAUACUGGAUCCGAUUAAGGGUCCCCAUGGACCAAGCAGUCAGACUCUAUAAAGAGCGGGCAAAAGCUCUGGGAUACAUAACCACGAACCUCAAAGAUCAGCCAAUCCUCAGUCCUUCCCAAGCCAACACUUCAGCAGAUGGAAACUUAAAUGAGCUCCACGUCACAAUAAAAUGUUGCAGCAACUUGCAGUGCCAAAAGACCAACCUCCAGCCAAACCCAUACGUCGUCUACAAGUUCUUUGAUUUUGCAGACCACGACACGGUCAUCAUUCCUAGCAGCAACCACCCGCAGUUUGCUGACCACAUGUGCUUCCCGGUGCCAAUGAACGCAGACCUUGACCGCUACCUGAAAUCUGAAUCCUUAAGCCUUUACGUCUUUGACGACGGUGAAACGGAAGAUGGGGUUUAUAUUGGAAAAGCAAAUGUGCCCUUAAUUUCCUUAGCUCACGACAGGUACAUUUCAGGUACCUUUGAACUAACAGAUUAUGAAAGCCACUCCACGGGCACCAUUAGCGUGGAACUAAAAUGGAAGUAUGCCUACCUCCCGCCCACUGGUUCAGUCGUGGCGGCCGAUCUAGCAGAUUACAUCCAGAAUGAGAAACCCGUGAAGGGCCAAGGAGAAGCACCAAUCCUAGCUCCUUCUUUCUCUUCACCAGCAACGAGGCCACAGCCUAAGCCAAGACAGCGGCCAGCGCCAGCAGAUAAGAAAGUGUCUUUUGUAGAUGUGGACGUGCUGCCAAAUUCAAGUUCCAUUCCUGAAAAGGAAAACAAAGAGACCAGGCAGAAAACUGAAGAUGAAAAGCUCCUUGUUUCAAACAUUCCACAGGAUGUCUCUGAAUCACAAGCCGAUGGCAGUGAAGAUAAAACUGCAGCAGACGUUCAAGAGGAAAGUGAGGAUCUUUCUCAGCUUUCCGAAGGUCAGUUUGCCGACCAGAGUUCAGCUACUUCAGAGGAGGAAACAGAAAUUACUGAGGAACUGGAACCAGAAGAUCAAGAUGAUAGACAGGCAACCGAUGCAGCUGACUCUGUAACAGACAGUGAUGACUGCGUCGUUCCAAGUCCAGAAUCCAUGAGUCUGAAGCAGUCUGCUGAAAAAAUCCGGAUUGAAAUCAUAUCCCUCAGUCUCUCGGAAUCCCCGAUCACGGCAGAUAGCACGAUACAGCGUCUCUUUGUGGAGUGCAAGUUCUCCAGUUUCCCGGCUGAUGAAACACCGGUGUCACUUCCAAAACCCAGAAGCGGGCAGUGGAUCUACUACAAUUACAGCAGUGUGAUCCAUGUGGAUGAGGCCAAUAACAAAGGCAGGCGAGAUUUCCUCAAGGCCGUGCUUCAAGGAUCCGAGCCCCAUCCGGGAAGCAUACGAUUUACGGUGGUAAGUGACCCACCAGAAGAUGAACAAGAUCUUGAGUGUGAAGAUAUUGGCUUGGCAUACGUCAGCCUAAGCGAGAUGUUUCAGAAAGGAAAGGACAUAAUUGAACAAGACAUUGAUGUUUUGGAUUCCCAAGAUGAUGGGACGGUAAUCGGAAAGCUCAAAAUAACGGUGGAGGCCCUGCACGCCCUGUGCUCAGUCCGUCAGGAACUCUGAAAUGGCUGGAAGGCUGAAAUACAAGUGCCUCCGUUCACCGGAUGCUGCUUCUCCCAGCGUAACCUGCAUCGGAGAGCUUGUGGAACACUGGAAGCUACUACAGUAUAUUUAAUGUAUAAUUUAUAUGUAUUGGAGGCAUAAUUUUCACAUGUAAAGUUUGUAUAAUUUUUCUGUCUGUUUGGUUUACAUAGGAGUGUGAUAUGUAUGUGUGUGUGUAUAUUACACACACAUAUACACACACACACACAUAUAUAUAUAUAUACAUAUACAUACAUUCUUCCCCAAGUCUGCAGCCCCCACAGUGGACACCAGCUUGUGAAUAAUUAAUACCUACAUGAUUGAAUGGUGUGCCUUUAUUUGCACUUUCAAUAUUUUUUUUGCCUUACAUAAAACAGUAAUAAAAAUGCAAGUCAAAUUUUUAAAUUUUUAAUAAAAAAAAAAACCUUAAGCCUUAGAAAACUGAUUAAAAAUACUUUUAUGUUAUCCCUAAUCACCCCGCUAAAUGGAAUGCCUGCGAUUAGCCUCAUUAAGAAUUUUUAUACUGUGAAGCUUUUAUUAGAAGCAAUAUAUGAAAAUUACUUGGAUUAAUGUGUUAAUCUGCCUCUUUAAAAUGCUAAUAUCCAUUUUAUGCACAUUAAAUCUCAGUAUGCGUUUUCUUUGAUGCAUACCGUUUCUAUCAAUUAAAUAUAAAGAACCAGGCUGGUCCCAAGAUUUAUUAAAUUACUGCAAGCUUUGAUAAAAAAAGAAACACACAACUUUUGCCCUUUUGCUAAUGUUAUAAUCAGUUGUUUGCAAUGAUCAAGUUUGGAGGCAGGGUGUUGCCUAAAAUCCUAGAGGUUUUUUGGGUGGGGAGGGUUUUUUUUGUUUUUGUGCUUUUUUCAUGAGCAGGAGUGGAGAUACGCAUAUUGUAACUAACUGGUAUCAAAGUGUAAGACAAAACUAUAAAAGAAUCAGUCAGAUUGUCUUACCCUUUGGGCUGGCCACGUACUUCCACCACCAUCCUUAAAUCAAAUCAUAUUCUAAACUUACAUCAAACUUGUAAGAUGAACGGUUGUAUCCUGGCAAUCGGUAGAUGAAAAUAGACCAGAAACUCAAUUUUCCAGCUUUCAGUCAAUUGCAAUGAAGGAUUUAAUUGAUAUUUUAAUGGAGCUGUGAAUUAGCUCUGCAAAAAAAGAAUGGUGUCUUAGACAGUAAUCAUAUAUUUAGUUGCAUUUUAUUUAUUUUAAUGCAUACUUAUUUUUUAUCUGUUUCUUUAAAAUGGAUCUGAUAGGUAGCGGGGGUUUUCCUCUGUUUGCAAAACAGGCUAUAUUUCUUUUGUAAGCAUAUGUAAAGUAUUCAGAAAGAUAAGUAAUUUAUUAAAAUCUACCUAAUUUGCCGUGAUAUAUUAAAUCUCUGC